CAGGUUUGUUUAAGUUUUUCGUAUAAGUAAAUAUGGUUGGAUCAACAGAUUUCAUUGAUGAGAUAGAUUGUGGAAGCUUCUUCGACGACCUCAUCGACUUCCCUAACGGAGAUGUCGAACUCGACUCCUCCGCCGCGUUUCCUAGCAUUUGGACAACUCAGCUCGAGUCAUUACCUUGUUCCGACCCAGUUUUUUCCAACAACAGUGCUUCCGACCCCUCCGCUGAACUCUUUGUUCCGUAUGAAGAUAUUGUUCAAUUGGAAUGGAUGUCAAACUUUGUUGAAGAUUCUCACAGUGGAGAAAGCUUGACAAUUAAGAAAGAAGAGUCAUCUUCCAUCAGUAUGGCAUCCCAUCAUCAAUUCCAGACUUGCAGUCCGAUUUCAGUUCUUGAAAGUAGCAGCUCCUACUCAGGAGCGAAACCAUUGACGUGCAGUCCUGAGACAGCUGCUCCUGGGAAGCGCAGAUGUGCACGCAGCAAAUGUCCUCGUCCGGCCAUGUUCAAUAGUUUUCCAGGAGUUCCACUGAUCUCCCCAACUUCAUCCGUCAAUGAGAGCGACAUUCCUCAGCCCUUUGCAUUUCCGAAUGUGCUGUCGGAUUCUGAGAACUAUGCCGAGUCCCGGCUUCUGAUCAAAUUACCGAAACAAGUUAAUGCGGAACAUAAGAAGAAGAAGAAGAAGAUCAAGCUAUCACUUUCAGCUCCAGCAGGCAUUGCUGAUGAUAGUCAAAAUCCAACUGCACAAGGUGUUGGGAAAUGUAUGCAUUGCGAGAUAACAAAGACGCCACAAUGGAGGGCAGGGCCAAUGGGUCCGAAAACCCUUUGCAAUGCUUGCGGAGUCCGAUACAAGUCCGGCAGGCUCUUCCCAGAGUACCGGCCUGCUGCGAGUCCGACGUUUGUUCCGUCAUUACACUCAAAUUCUCACAAGAAAGUACUGGAGAUGAGAACCAAAAGUUGUGCACUAGCACCUACCACAACAAUGAUCGACAACAAUUCACCAGAGCUGAUUCCCACUAAAAGCAACCCUACAUUGGAUUAUAUAUGAAGGUCCGAGCCAACACAUCCGAUCAUGGGUAUGGUUAUAUACCUCGAAAGAUCAUUCAAAUACAUGAAAAGUGUUGGAAAAAUUGAACUUCACCACAACAAACACACACCUUUAUUCGAUUUAUACCCAAGUCUGAGUACCAUAGCUUUCCUUAUUUUAUUUCUUUGAUCUUUAUUUUUUCCUGCACAGGGUUGAAAUAGAGAAAAUAGGAGCAUUAGAUGGCUAAUAUUUAAAUGAGAGAGAGAUUGUAGUGAGAACUUUGAGGCAAAAAGGGUAGAGAAAAUGGAAGCUUGAGAGUUAGCAAAGUUGUAGGUUUUAGAAACGAUUAGGUCCUUGAAA
This is a messenger RNA of Hibiscus syriacus, 1379 nucleotides long. RefSeq names its product GATA transcription factor 8-like. The transcript has 3 exons. Gene Ontology annotation, biological process: positive regulation of DNA-templated transcription. Gene Ontology annotation, cellular component: nucleus. Gene Ontology annotation, molecular function: zinc ion binding; sequence-specific DNA binding. Bases 33 to 1040 code for a protein of 335 amino acids. Lineage: Eukaryota; Viridiplantae; Streptophyta; Magnoliopsida; Malvales; Malvaceae. The record is from RefSeq and is a predicted model, not a curated record.